This is a messenger RNA of Mercenaria mercenaria, 2121 nucleotides long. RefSeq lists its product as uncharacterized. Lineage: Eukaryota; Metazoa; Mollusca; Bivalvia; Venerida; Veneridae. The record is from RefSeq and is a predicted model, not a curated record. The transcript is spliced from 3 exons. The coding region runs from base 191 to 1165 and encodes 324 amino acids.
CACAUUAAUCAACAUGGUAAAUACUUUUAAAAUGACACUGUUUUGCGCCCGGGACUAAUCUCUUGCAUGUCAGCCUUAUAAAAUGGUGUACAAGCAGUGAAACGCACUCAAAAUCAUCUGGAACUCAAAUAAAUAAACGUACAUUAAUUUUCAAAGUACGAAUUUCAAGGAAAUAGAAAAAGUAUCGAAGAUGAAACAAAUGGUGAUCAUGGUCUUCAUGUCCCUCUGCCUGGGAACAGCGUAUGGAAGACUUACAGCAGAGGAAAUGCGUGCAACUCUUAAAUCCUUAAAUCCACUGUUUUCGCAUGCGCGUGGAAGUGCUGUUCCCUUUAGACAGAAUGUGAAUGUCAGAUUGCCAGUUUCUGAGGCUGCUGUACAAACUGCAAACGACCGUAUUUCGAUCGAGAGUCCAAUGGCGUCAGAAGCUCGCACAAACGAGCUUCCAUCGAACGCACGUCCAGUGUCAUCAGCAGCUCGCACAAACAAGCUUCCAUCGAACGCACGUCCAGUGACAUCAGAAGCUCGCACAAAUGACCGUCCUUCGAACGUACGGCCAAUGACAUCAGAAGCUCGCACCGGCGGGCUAGGGUCUCCUGUUCAACAGAAAAGACGUGUAGUUCCAGUGCCUGCUGGAAAACCAAGACGUCAACAAGAUAACAUGUUAGGUCAGAUCAAACCAGCCCCGGUCGCACAACAGCCAGUCCAAGCUCCUGUAAACGCCCCAGCAAAGAAUCAACAAAGCAGACCCGCAUCUCAACCCUCGACAAACAAUAUCAGGCCCGCAGCAAAUGUCGCAUCAGCCGAACAGCAGGUGGCUGCAAGCAAACAGGAAUGUGCCUUUCACAUUCCAUCAUUUCUUUUGCCGGACCCACACCCAAGCAGCAUUGGUUCAAGUCAGAGCUGUCCGUCAUUCUUGCUGCCGGGACCCAGCAUCAACCGCGAACUUGUCACCCUUAUGGUUGAGCACUUGACCGGAAUUAAAAAGUCAAGCAAUCCUCAGCUGAAUGGAGUUAAGAGUCAAAUCACACAGGUCGAGUUCGAGCAGAAGUGUCUGAUUCCCGCCUUGCGCGCGCAUGUACUCGGUGGUCAAGCAUGCAAGACACGUGAACUGAAAGUUUAUCUAGAAUGGCUCCUUUAUCUACGCCAGAGGCUCUUCAAUAUAUAAACAGUUUCACAUACUGGAUCAAAAGCCUGUAGACUGGUUUUUGUUACAUGAAAUUCUGUGAUAUAAAUACGUAAAACCCCGCAAAUUUUUGACUUUUGAGUCAGAUUUGCUGCUUUCCAAGAAGACAUUUCCUACAAACGUACAAAGAUUUGAUAAAUCCUAAUAUAACAUGAAAGUCGUUCUUUAGAUGUGGUACACUGUCAUAAUGGUUGCGGUAGAAGGGAAAUUCAUGCAGAACAACGUUUUCGUCUUUAAUUAACAAGACACUGUUGUUGUACAAAAAGAUUAUUUAUUACUCGCGUUUUCCAGUUUGAUGAACAUAUGAAAAGUUGUGACAUUUUAAUAUUUAACUGCAACAAGAUUUUAAGCAGCGAAUGUCACCGUUAUGUUAAGAGUUUAUUCAUAAUUUAGCGUGUUUUUCUUGACUGCCUUCCAAGUCACAUAACGCGAUCUUACAGCGGAAUUUUUCAGGUCUAGUGGAAAUACUCAUUAUUUUUUAAAAACUUAUAUGCAUUUCAUCAUAACACAUUAUAAUGGCCAACUGAUAUAAAAAACAAACAUAGUUCCUGACUUAGUCUACCGACUUUCACAAACAAAACAGGUAGAAAGAUUUAAGUAGUAUGCUGCCUAUACACCCAAAAUGACAGCCGUAAAAAGUUGUGAUUGCGUACUCUCUGUGAGUAAAAACUUCGAGGCGUAAUUGCACUUAUUCGAGUGCCUACAAAACUACAAUGCAUGUAUGUCUUACCAUCAACUACACAACAUUCAUUAUAAUUGUAAUAUUCGUUUAACAAUGAUGAAAUGUUUGCAUCAAGUCUGUUUUGUUAACUUAAUAAAACAAUAAAUAAACCAAAAUUUCAAAAAGUUGUCGUACAGCUAAAUUCAGUAUAUCUACGUCUUGAACAAUUUAUUUAUCUACGCCAGCGUUUAUAUAAAAAAGAAUUCAUGAAACUCUC